CAAGAAUCUGAUAUUUUGGCAAACCAUAGUGCUAGAACUGAGGAACCUUCAUCUGUUAGGCACUUCUCCACCCGUCAUGGUCUAGACACUGCUGCUGAUUCAAACAACGGUUCCAAUAGUUACCAUGAAGAAUCAGGCUCAGGAGCUAUGAGUGAAAACUUUGCUCCUGUUCUGGGGACACAGGGAAUGCAUCAGGACGAGCAAGAUCUUGUGAACAUGUUGGCAUCUUCUACAGCACAUGGUUUUAAUGGAGAGGUUCAUCUUCCACUGAAUAUGGCUUCUGGUCACAUACCUCUUUCUAUCCCCUCUUCAGUUCUAGCUUCAAUGGGAUAUGCUCCAAGAAAUUUGGGCAGAAUGUUUCCCACAAAUAUCCCAUUUAUUGAGACACCUUGGGGAACAAACAUGCAAUAUCCUCAAGGUUUUCCUUCGCCAUUAGCUCCAAAUUUCCCUGGCAUGGGAUGGAGCUCAAAUCCUGAAGAUUUGAUUGAACUUGGUAAGGAGAACUUUCGAUCAGUUGAAAUGAACCACUGGGUUUCUGAUCAUGAUAACUGGCAUGAGCAGGACAGGGGCUCUGCUGGUGGGUUUGAUCUUGAUCGUGAAAGUUUUGAACUGCUUCAGUCGGAUGACAAGCAACAGUCAACUUCAGCUAGUUUUAAUGUUGUUCCUUCCUCACGGGUUGCUAGUUCUAAAAUCUCUACAAGAGUUCAACAGAAGAUUACAAAAGAAAACCGAGGGUCAUUAAGGUUAGAUCAUAUAGACAAUGUUGAUUAUCAUGAUAACAGAGGAAAUGAGGUUUACUAUGAUGACCAAAUUGCAAGUCCGAGAUCCUUGUCCACUGCACCCCCUAGUUCACUGAGGAGUAGAACUUCUUCAGAGAGUUCUUGGGAAGGAUCCUCGGCAAAGGUCUCAAAGUCAGCCAAGGAAAAACGAGUUAGGAAAACUGCUACACCUGCUGUCCCAGGUACCAUUCAUGUAAAAGGUAAGAGCGUGUCUGAUCUAUCCUCCACACAGACAGCAGACGAUGAUAGCAGAGACUGGAGUCCACUCUCAACCAUGGGCACUGAAAUUGUAGAAAGAUGCAUUGGACCUCAAUCUGCUGCUUCUCUAAAUGUUCCAAGCCCUCAAAUGCUUUUAGGUCAUGGUUCACGACAAAGGGUUCCAGAUAAUUCUGGAGCUGUUCCGUUUACCUUUUAUCCUACAGGGCCACCUGUUCCUUUUGUCACAAUGCUUCCGGUGUACAAUUUGCCAACAGAGUCAGGAACUUCUGAUGGAUUGACGAAUCAUUCUAGUAGGGAAGAGCGGCUGGAUAAUGGUGAUUCUGGUCAGAAUUUUGAUUCAUCCGAGGGACUUGAUCAGCCUGAGGUGUUAAGUAAUUUCAAUUCUAUGAGAAGGGCUACUGCUGUUGACCCAUCACAGCACAAGGCUGACAUUCUUAAUGGUGACUUUGCUAGCCAUUGGCAAAAUUUGCAGUUUGGGCGGUUUUGUCAAAACUCACAGUAUCCUGCUCCUAUGAUUUAUUCUUCACCUGCUGUGAUGCCUCCUGUCUUAUUACAGGGUCGUUUUCCAUUGGAUGGUACAGGGAGACCUCUGUCAGCAAAUAUGAAUGUCUUCACUCAGUUUAUGAGUUAUGGGCAUCGGGUUGUUCCUAUUUCUCCUCAGUCUGUUUCAAAUAGACCUGCUACUGUUUAUCAAUGUUACAUGGAUGAAAUACCAAAGCAUCGUAGUGGGACCGGAACGUACCUGCCAAAUCCUAAGGUUUCUAAUCAGGACAGACAUUCUACAAGUUCCAGACGUGGGAAUUACAGCUAUGAUAGAAGUGAUCACCAUGGUGAUAGAGAGAGGAAUUGGAACAUUUAUUCAAGGUCGCGAGCUGCUGGGCGCAGCCAUGGCCGCAGCCAAGCUGAAAAGCUGAACUCAAGAUCAGACCGGUUAGCGGCAAGUGAGAGUCGAACUGACAGGCCUUGGGGCCCACAUAGACAUGACUCAUUCCCUUCACACCAUUCUCAGAAUGGUUCAGUUCGCUCAAACUCUAUGCAGACUGGUCCUGCCAACGUGACAUAUGGAAUGUAUCCAGUACCAGCCAUGAAUUCCAGUGGGGUGUCGUCAAAUGGACCUACUAUUCCACCUCUCGUUAUGCUGUAUCCUUAUGAUCAUAGUUCUGGCUAUGGAUCGCAUGCCGAACAGCUUGAGUUUGGCUCGCUUGGACCACUGGGUUUCUCAGCUGUGAAUGAAGUAUCGCAACUGAAGGGAAGCCAAUGUAGUGGGGGAUUUGAAAUUCACGGUGACUCUGCUCAACGGUCCUCAUCCGAUGUGCCUUCUUCACCCCAUAUCCAGAGGGGGAUUUGAUUAUUUAACAGAGCGGUAACUCAGAAGAAAAUGUCAGUUGAAAGCUGAGGAUUUUUUGCCUCUGUGCAUUUCCAACCAGGGAGGGAAUGAUACUGGGAGAAAUUAUGAUGGGAAACCCUUCCAUUUUCGAACAAGAGAUGCCAUGAUAGCGGAAGAUAUCCAAUUAUGAUGGGAAACCCUUCCAUUUUCGAACAAGAGAUGACAUGAUAGAGGAAGAAUUGGAUAUCUGAUUUGAACAUAUCUUAACAUGUUUUUCAUGGAAGGGUCACCCUUAAGUGCUGGCCUUGUGCUUAUUUGUACAAUACAUAGUUGGAUGAGUUGGAUGUGCUCUGUUUUCGAGGAUAACAGGGUUUCGGUGGUGCUGGAUGCAGGAAACUAGCUAGUUUUUCAUUUCUGGCUGAUAAAUUGUAACCCCACUGAAAUAGGAACUCCAGGGGCUUUGAAUUUAGGAUUUUACUUAUAAAAUUGCUUAUGUCAGGAUUUUCUCUACACGAUGUAUUAGGGCUUUUUUAAUCAAAAUGCUCAUCAUUUGGCGGCUCUUUUAUGAACUUGCCUAAUAUGUUACCAGUGUAUCAAUAACAACGAUAAUUUUGGAUGGAGAAUUCUAGCUAGCUUUGACUAUGGUGUUCGUUUCUUUCUUCUUUCUGUGACAAGGCAAUGGACUUGAUGAAGAAGCAGGGUUUAGAAGAGGAAGAAUGGCAAGAACCAAAAGAAAACCCCCACUUUAUAGAAAGGGAUAAGAGAUAUUCUUCGUAUAGCAGGUAAGUGCUCAUACUUGUCAAAAACAAAAUUGCUCAUACUUCUGUAUUAUAUUUUUUGUUUUUGGCUGUAGUUAUGUUAGGGGUCUUAAUGAUCCUUUUUUUAUGCUCUUUAAUUAUUUCUUCAUGAAAAGAUCAUUUUUUAUUUUAUUUUUUUUCUUAUAAAAAAAAUGAUCCUUUCAUGUAGAAAGAAUUAAAGUAAGGGCAUUAAUUUUCCUUUUUAAUUUUUUCGAGUUGUUGAGGCUAAAGUCAAAUCUGUUGAUAAUGAUAUGGUCUCAAGGGCCCGCCCUUACAGAUAUUAAUGUUAUCUUGGUUAGUCAAAGUGACGAAGUAAUAAUGCAUUGUAGGAUGAAUAUGAUUGAAAAUUCUGGGAGUCAUUAUAGUAUCUAAUAUUUAUGGUGAGAAACAUUAUUGUUAGCAUAGCUUUGUAUACUUGGGUUUUAUGGGAGCGCAUAGAAAUCUUGGGCGAGAGGUGGAGGAGAUUCAAGAUGAAGGAUACUUACCAGCCAAGGAAUGCAGGAUGUAGCAGAAAGUCUCUUCACUGGAAAGGCUUUAAAGAUUCUGUUUGCCCCCCCAACAAGCAUAUAGUGAGAUCUCAUGGAUGCUUUGACAAGGUUGAGAAUCUUCAACAGUUCCUAUCUAUGAAGCACAAGCUUGGCUGCUUUCUAUGUGGAUUGAAGGAUGAAAUAAGGUCACACCCGAGUUCUAGAUCUUAGAAUUAGGGCUAAAUUUUGAAAUUUAAGCCCAUGGGCUUACAAUUCUGACCGAAGUGAUUUGGGUUAUUAUUAUUGGCUAAUUUUUAGCCCAAUCUGGUAUAUAGCUGGCCAGCAAAUGCAAUGGGAAUAAAAUUGAGAUGGUGCAACUUGUUUUCAAUUUCUGCUGUGUAUUUGGGGGUAAUUGUUGAGGUUCCUCACCCCUCCUUAUGUACUUUAAAUAUUAAUAAUUCAAAAAAAUCUAUGUGCA
Molecule: messenger RNA, 4067 nt
Organism: Juglans microcarpa x Juglans regia
Lineage: Eukaryota; Viridiplantae; Streptophyta; Magnoliopsida; Fagales; Juglandaceae
Exons: 4
Coding region: 148-2346 (732 amino acids)
Source: RefSeq, a predicted model, not a curated record